Messenger RNA from Papaver somniferum (opium poppy), 650 nucleotides. RefSeq names its product thiamine thiazole synthase 2, chloroplastic-like. The transcript has 3 exons. NCBI's taxonomy places the organism in Eukaryota, Viridiplantae, Streptophyta, Magnoliopsida, Ranunculales, Papaveraceae. The record is from RefSeq and is a predicted model, not a curated record. Bases 1 to 417 code for a protein of 138 amino acids.
AUGGAUUUCAUUCAAGAAAACGAUACUUUUGAACUUAUUGUUGUUAGUUCAUGUGGUCAUGAUGGUCCUUUUGGUGCUACUGGUGUUAAAAGGUUGAAGAGUAUCGGUUUAAUUGACUCUGUUCCUGGAAUGAAAGCUCUCGACAUGAACACCGCUGAAGAUGCAAUUGUUAGCCUCACUAGAGAAAUUGUCCGUGGUAUGGUCGUCACUGGUAUGGAAGUUGCUGAAAUUGAUGGCGCCCCAAGAAUGGGACCAACAUUCGGAGCUAUGAUGAUUUCAGGGCAAAAGGCAGCACAUUUGGUAUUGAAGGCAUUGGGACAACCUAAUGUCAUUGAUGGAAACUACACUGAUAUGGGAGGUAUUGUACCAGAGCUGAUCCUAGCUGCUGCUGAAUCAGCUGAGACUGCUGAAGCUUAAGAAAGUGAUUUUGAGAUUUGGUGAUGAUAAGAAAAAUAUCAUCUAAAUUGCAUAAAUAACAAAAGAACGGAACAUGUUGUAGGUUUAGAGAGAUCAAUCAAAUAGUCUGCUGUUCAUGGUUCUUUUUUUUUUUUUUUCUUUUUUCCUUUUUAUGUGAAGGAUGUUGUUUAUGUGGUUUGGGUUUGCUUGGUUUUCAAAGUUUCUUGUGCCGGUGUUAGUUUACUUCGCUAUCA